Molecule: messenger RNA, 768 nt
Organism: Geodia barretti
Lineage: Eukaryota; Metazoa; Porifera; Demospongiae; Tetractinellida; Geodiidae
Source: the annotation of a GenBank genome assembly
AAACUGCUGAAUCGGCACUUUUCCACAGACGACGCGCGCCGGUACGUGUGGCCUCAGGAGAUGCCUCUCCGGAAGAUCAAGAAGAAGAGAGAACCAAACUGGAAAGAGUGGGACAGAUUGGCUCAGAAAGAAGGGCUGCGAGCGCCCAUCACGUCAGUCAACGGAGACGUCUACACGGGAGAAUGGAAAGACGACUUGAAACACGGGAAAGGGACGCAGGUGUGGAAGGCCAGUGGAGAUCUCUAUGACGGAGACUGGGAGGCAGGAAUGAGACACGAGUUUGGGACUCUGAGUGUGAGGGACGAGGACAGUGGAGAAUACAUUAAAAAGUACUCUGGUGGAUGGAAACACGACAAGAGACAUGGUUAUGGAACAAACUACUACAGCCAGAGAGAGUGCUAUGAGGGUGAAUGGCAGAGAGGUCAGCGAGGUGGCUGGGGAAGGAUGCACUAUUCAGAUGGAUCAGUCUACGAGGGAGAGUGGCUGGGGGACCAGAGGAGUGGGAAAGGACUUCUCAGAUUACCCAAUGGUAACCGUUACGAAGGCACGUGGGAACGAGACAUGAAGAAUGGCGAGGGACGAUUUCUUCACCAGGACAAGGGGCAGGUCUACUCCGGGACCUGGGUGGACGACGUCGCCAAGUGUGGGGUGAUGGAGGACGUGGACAGAGACUCCGCCCCCCACUCUCCUCCCUACCCCAUCCCCCAGUGCACCCUGGAGGAUUCAGAUGCUGUUUUGACUGCUGCCAGAGAACACCACCUCCAAUGA